AUGAAAGCCGCCUUCAUUCCGUGCGGCUGACCAAUAACUUUUCUUCUUUGUGUGAAGUUCGCCUUUUGUUUUUUUUUUUUUUUAAUAUAUGUUGGACGCGUCAGUCUGGGCAGGCAGGGAGUGCUGGGAAGGAGUCGCGCCCACAAGCUCAUCACAAUCCACUAUACACACAGCGGCCGACUUUGGUUUGGAGGGGCUCCACAGAAUACUUCACAUGCAGUCGGAAAGGAGUUUGUGAAACCGACAAAAACAACCCCCAGACGAGGCUCGGCUAAAGACAAAAAGCUCAAAAGAGGAAAAGAAGACGGAGAGAGUCGCUGGAGAUCUGAUUCUAAAACAGCCAGAAAAAGGGGAAAUCUUCACUCUUACGAUCUACUCCAGCAUACAGAUCUUGUUUCUGAAACCAUGGCCAAUUCCGCUGAAGAUUAUGGUAACUACACGUAUGAAUAUGAGGAGUAUGAUGAUAUGGAAGACCUUAAAGUGGAUCACAGUCAGACUGAACCUAUCCACAUCAUCUCUAUAGUCAUCUACAUCACUUGCAUCACACUUGGCCUGAUUGGAAAUGGAGCCGUCAUUUGGGUGACUGGGUUUAAAAGCAAGAAGACUGUCAAUAGCGUGUGGUUGCUCAAUCUGGCUAUAGCAGACUUUGUGUUUGUGCUUUUUCUGCCCUUCUACAUCGACUACAUUUUGAAGGACUUCCACUGGAACUUCGGUCUGGCCAUGUGUAAAAUUAACUCCUUUGUUUCCGUGAUGAACAUGUAUGCUAGUGUCCUCUUUCUCACCAUGCUCAGUGUGGACAGGUAUGUCUCUCUGGUAUACCUGAACUGGUGUCAAAGGUAUCGCAAAGUAGACAGAGCCUGGCUUGUUUGUGACUGCAUUUGGCUAAUAGCUGCCCUGCUGAGCUGCCAUGCGCUGGUCUUUCGAGACAUUUUACAUGUCAGUGGUAAAGUGUUAUGCUACACUAACUAUCACGUAACAAACCAGCACACAACAGCUGCUACAAUACACACAAUAUUAGUGUCUGUCCGUCUCACUGUCGGCUUUCUUUUGCCACUUAGUGCCAUAAGCGUGACGGGCAUACUUCUGUCAAUAAAAGUGAGACAAUCCCGGGGUUUGGUUCGCAUUUCAAGCUUCUCAAAAACAGUUACAGCUGUUAUCCUGGCCUUCUUUUUCUGUUGGGCACCUUUCCAUAUUUUCGGCUUGAUGGAGUUGUUUGUACAUCACUCAUUUACAAUGCACAGUAUUUUGAGAGCUGGUUUCCCGCUAGCAACCAGUUUAGGCUUUUUCAACAGCUGCAUUAACCCGCUACUGUACAUGCUGCUUAGCAAGAAGGUGCGCCAUAUCCUCAAGGACGCGUGUCUGAACAUAACCAAGAGUUCCCUGAGAGAACUGAGCCAGUCCAUUUCCGCCACGGACAUAGAGACUAUGCACGGCAUACAUCAGGACAGCGUCCCAGACGAGCCAACAGUGUCGUCGACUCUAUGAGAGAAGGGUGACUAAUCACUGCUGUUCUUUCCAGCCUCAGUGUUUAGAUCUUCCCAUUUUGCUUCAUUUUCCACAAAGCUACGCCUGCUUCAAAUGAAAGUUGCUUUGAGUGCAAAAACUCAACUGAACUGCACUCAGCAUGCCAUUAAGUAAAUCCCUUUCCACCUUUUUAUCUGCACAGAAAGAGGCCAGAUUUACAGCUGCAACUGUUUAAAGGAUUCGAAGAAAAUGGCUGCACAAUUAUUCUAAUUAAUCGUCUAUUCACUGCAAGCAACUGACUGCUUUUACUUUUGUGAAAGUAUCUGUGUAUUGACUUUUCACUAAAGGGAAAAUCUGGUUGUUGUUGAUUUUUAUUGCAGAAAUCUUGAUCAAAGGUUUCUAACAUGUUUUUAAAUCUUGAUGCAUUUCUAUCUGUCUAAUUAUUCAGAAACGGAUAACAUUUAUUCUACAAAGAAUGACAUAUCAGGCAGGUUUUUAAUUGUAGUUUGUGGCAAAAGGUUAUAGUGUCUUGAAAAAGUAUUUAUAUAAACCUUUUUUGCAUUACAACCACAAACUUCAGUUAAUUUUAUUGGGAUUUUAUGUGAUAGACCAAGUGUCAACAACCUAAAACCCAUUUCCCCCCUUAUUUCCACUGAAUACAUUUUGUCUUGAGCCACAAGAACCUAUCUGAUCAUAAAUUUAGCUUGUUUCAUCAGAGAAUGCAACCUUACAUCUUUUUAGAUUUUAGAAUGAAAAACAAACUUUAACAAAUUUAAUGGCUUUCAUUUUCUUGAAUAUAAAGUUUCAUAAUUAUGGAAAUUUCAGGGGAAAAAAAUCUUGAUUUGAGACCCAAAAGACUACUUUUCAAAUAAUUAUGUUUUGAAAGAUCUUGCAGAUUAGAACAAAGAAAAUGGCUAAAUUCACAAUUUCUAUCCCCCUAUAUUUAUAAACAGUUUUGUUUUAUAUCAUGUUAUUUAGGGCCAGGAAGAAGAGGAGAUUCGAUUUGAAUCAAAUCUCAACUUGCUUCAAGUUGAGAUGAUUCUAUUGCAAGUUGAAAACCCUUGCAAUAGACCAAACCAUGUUGAAAGUGUGAACUUCUGAAAAGGAAGUUGUUUUACAUGCAUUUAUUUAUUUUUUUAACAUCUUUGUUUUCAUGCUCCCUGUGUGAAAGAUUAGUAGAACUGUGCGUUCAUGUGCAGUGCAUCUAUGGGACCUGACCACCUCCUUGCACAUGUUUGUUUUGUCCCCUGUAAAUCCACACCCAAUUUCAUCUACAUCAUUUAUAUUUCUAAUCCCAAUUAUGUGCUAUGUUGUGUAACAUAAAAAUAUGAAAUACAGCGAGGUUUGUGAAAGUAAUGCAAAAAUUGUGUAAAAAUUCAAGGUAUAUGAUUACUUUUGCAAACCAUUUUUAUUCAGAUUUACUCUGACUGUUAGAAUUGUAUUAUCUCAUCUAUUUAGACGUCUGCUGUAUGUUUAACAUUAUUACACAAAGGGCUUAAUAAAAAAAACGUUUUAUCCAAACAUAUUUAAAGUAAAUCUUAUAUGUCUUAAUAAACAUGUUCUUCUGAGUUGUGUCGUAA
Molecule: messenger RNA, 3044 nt
Organism: Xiphophorus hellerii (green swordtail)
Lineage: Eukaryota; Metazoa; Chordata; Actinopteri; Cyprinodontiformes; Poeciliidae
Gene: cmklr2
Product: chemerin chemokine-like receptor 2
Exons: 2
Coding region: 406-1485 (359 amino acids)
Biological process (GO): positive regulation of cytosolic calcium ion concentration; inflammatory response; chemotaxis
Cellular component (GO): plasma membrane
Molecular function (GO): G protein-coupled receptor activity; complement receptor activity
Source: RefSeq, a predicted model, not a curated record